AUGAACAUUAUCACAAAGGUAUAUAAUUUUAUAGUAGACAUAGAGAACACAAGAAAAAAAAAAAAAAAAAAAAAAAAAUACAGAUUAAACAAUAUGGCUGAUGUAGAAGAAACUGAAGUCAAUCCUUUUCAAAAGAGGGAUACAAUAGAUAAAGAAGUAAUAUCAGUACAAAAGAGAACUAUAGAUAAAAUCAAUAAUACUAAUAUUAUCAAUGAUGAUGGUGACGUAUCAAAACAGGAAUUAGCAACUUCAACUACAGACAAACAAUAUACUGCUCACAAAAGAAGGAAGAGAAAAACAGGAGUAGCUUGUCUUUAUUGCAGAAGGUCUCAUGUUUUAUGCAAUGAUGAGAGACCUUGCGCAAGAUGUAUUAAAAGGGGUAUACAACACUUGUGUCAUGAUGAAAAUAUAACAGCAAGUGGCAAUAGGAAAAAUGAUGCUGUAACAAAUAUGAGUGAUAUAAUAAAACCACACACAUCAAGGGUUACUAAUGCGGAUUUCACGGAUAAAAACAGGUCUACACCAUCUUUACAACAAAAUCUGAAUAUACAACCUGUUCCGACACAUCUACAAGAAAUGCUGCAUAUUCCGGAUAAUUCUCAUAAAACUAUUGGUAUUUCAGGUUCUACAAAUACUAUUCCUACCAAUGCUACCUCCACUACUACUACUAAUAAUAAUAAUAACCAUAAUAAAUCUUUAAAUUUUAUAAAUCAACCCAUUUUUAUAUCAGAACACGUUGGAUCGGAAUUCAGUUCAUUAAAUGAAUUUUUAACAAUGCUAGAAAAUCCUCUGUUAUUGGCACAAUCUGAUGUAUUAGGUAAUAUACAACCCGAUGAAAACAAUACUGGUACUGUUAGUAAUACUAAUCUUAUAGAUCAUGCAGAUCUGAACCAUAUUGUCGGUUUAAAUGCUCAAACUGACAACGCAAUUGUUGGUAUGGAAAACAGCCAUAACACUUUAAAUAGCAUUCCAUCAGCUUCCAUAUCGAGUCGUUUGCAUUCAAUAUCUGGUUUGGAAAAUAAUAACAUGAAUACUUCUAAUGCUUUACCCUCGCAUAUAAUUUCUAAACCAAUGGUUCCGUCAAAGAGUACCACUACGCACAAUGUUAGUACAUAUAAUCAAAAUUCAACAACUCCAAAGGAAAAUUUUUUUUUAACCGCAGCAGACCCUUCAAUGGAGAUGUCUCCUGAAGAAAGGUUAAAACAAGUGAUUAAUGCCAAAUUGGAUGCUGGUUUAUUAAGACCCUACAAUUAUGCACAGGGAUAUGCUAGAUUACAAAGUUAUAUGGAUAAAUAUAUGAAUACAAGUUCUAAAAGUAGAAUUUUAAAACCAUUAUCCAUAAUCCGCCCAGCAUUUAGGGCUAUUGCACGUGGACUAAAGGAUGUUGAUUUGAUCUUAGUUGAGGAGUGUUUUGAACGUAUGCUAUUGAGUUAUGAACGUGUAUUUACAUCGAUGAGUAUGCCUGCUUGUCUUUGGCGGAGAACCGGUGAAAUAUAUCGAGGAAAUAAAGAAUUUGCAUCAUUAGUUAGUUGUACCGUUGACGAUUUGAGAGAUGGUAAAUUAGCUAUCUAUGAACUAAUGACCCAAGAGAGUGCUGUUAAUUUUUGGGAAAAAUAUGGUUCCAUAGCAUUUGAUAAGGGACAAAAGGCAGUUUUAACAAGUUGUAACUUACGUACUAAAAACGGUGUUCGAAAAAGACCGUGCUGCUUUAGCUUUACGAUUAGAAGAGAUCGUUAUAAUAUUCCAAUUUGUAUUGUGGGUAACUUUAUCCCAAUAUCUUGA
Molecule: messenger RNA, 1782 nt
Organism: Saccharomycodes ludwigii
Lineage: Eukaryota; Fungi; Ascomycota; Saccharomycetes; Saccharomycodales; Saccharomycodaceae
Gene: RDS2
Product: gluconeogenesis transcription factor RDS2
Exons: 1
Coding region: 1-1782 (593 amino acids)
Biological process (GO): regulation of DNA-templated transcription
Cellular component (GO): nucleus
Molecular function (GO): DNA-binding transcription factor activity, RNA polymerase II-specific; zinc ion binding; RNA polymerase II transcription regulatory region sequence-specific DNA binding
Source: RefSeq, a predicted model, not a curated record